AUGAAGACACUUGAAAUUACCCAGAUUACAAACAAAUAUGGUGAUGACCUUGAGAAGAUCAUGGCAGUCACAGAGAAAGGACAAAACAUCGAAGAAAUCGAGGAUAUUGGAGCAUUGAAAAGCCUUGUCAGACUUGAUGUUUCCAACAAUAAGCUAACAAAGUUUGGAGGAAGUAUUUACUGCUAUUCAUUAACUCUUUUGAAUUUAUCAAAAAACUCUAUCACUAAAAUUCCUGAUGAGAUUAGUCUGCUGACCAACCUAGUCACUCUGAAUAUCUCAUACAAUAAUAUAAAGUCUUUGGCUCCAUUGAAGGAUUGUAAAUCUCUGAAGUCGAUUAUAGCUGUAGAAAAUAGAAUAAAAUCUACAAAGGAUUUAAAGUCUCUGGCUACACUAAACACUCUGAUCCUGAGCAAGAAUGAGAUUGAGGACACAAAAGGGAUAGAGAAUUUAGGAAUGCUUCAGAAGCUUUCUCUCUCCAACAACAAGCUGACCACAUUCACUCCUGGGUAUGGACUGAACCAGCUCCAAGAGCUUAGGUUGAACAAUAACAAGUUGCUUAAGGUCAAUGUGCCUGCUCCAAAGCUAAGAAUCUUUGAUGUAGGGAAUAACCCGAUUGUGAACAAAGAUCACUUCCUGAACUCACUUAGGUCAUUGAAAAAGUUAGCAAAUCUCAAUGUGAACAACUGUUUCAAGGGUCUAACAGACGAUGAAAUCAAGAAGGCGAGCCCCAAAUUGACCGUCCUUAAUGGAAUACAACUAGGUGAGAAAUGGAGAGAAGAGUUCUUUGGCACAAUUAGGAAGAACAACAAAGAGACUGGAAGAGUCUCUUCAAAAAAACAUGUGUGUAAAGUCCAGAAAAUUGCUAGCAGCAAGAAGCAUAAAAGAAAGUUUGAAGGAACUAUUCCUAAGAAAGCUAAGAGGACUAAAAGAGCCCAUAAGGAUUUUAGAAAAGGCAACGAGAAGUACAAUGAGAACCAUCAAGACCAGAAUGAAGAGAUUAAACAGGAAACCACUGAGCAGCCAGAGAAGCCGGUAGAGAAGAAGAGAGACAGGAAAGAAGCAGAGAAAUCAGCAGAGGUCCAAGAGGUGAAGCCUAAAGCAAGUAAAGUAGCAAAGGAGGUAAAUGAGCAAGAUACGGGUAUUAAGAGUGUGAAGAAAGUUGCCAAGGAUUCUUCCAAGUCAUUUAGUCAAAAGUCUAAAGCAGAGAAGCUCAAGCUUUUGGAAAAAUUGCAUCCAUAUUAAGAACGCGCU
Messenger RNA from Moneuplotes crassus, 1251 nucleotides. The record is from the annotation of a GenBank genome assembly. Lineage: Eukaryota; Ciliophora; Spirotrichea; Euplotida; Euplotidae.